This is a messenger RNA of Sphenostylis stenocarpa, 570 nucleotides long. NCBI's taxonomy places the organism in Eukaryota, Viridiplantae, Streptophyta, Magnoliopsida, Fabales, Fabaceae. The record is from the annotation of a GenBank genome assembly.
AUGAAGCAUUUGGGUGAGAGCAAACACACAAAUUCUCUCUCUCUCUCGUGCGCCAAGCCUAACAACGCCGCCGUCAAGAAGAAGACUCGUCGUCGUCGCCACCUUGAAGAAGAAGAUCCUCCGUCUUCACCGCCGUCGUGGCUGCAGAUCCAGUCACCGGGGAGAAUACGCAGUGACACCGCCGCGGUUGUUCAACGCAACCCGGGAAGAAGACCCAGCGCUGCCGCGAGGCAGAAGACGCAGCUACUUCGCCGCCGUAAACUACCAGUCGCCGCGCAAUCAACGAAGCCCUCCCUUUUGUUAGUCGUGUUCAGAGGGUACAAGACAAUGAGUGGUGUACAACUGCAAAGUUCUUCCCCUGCUUUGGCUAUACAAGGGUCGCAGAAAAAUGAAAGUUCAGUGACCGGGGCAACUGGUGCAGAGACAAAGCCAAAGAAGAAAAUCUGCUGUGCUUGCCCAGACACUAAAAAGUUGCGAGAUGAGUGCAUAGUAGAGCACGGUGAAGCAGCUUGUGCAAAAUGGAUUGAGGCUCAUCGACUGUGCCUCCGUGCUGAGGGUUUCAAUGUUUGA